Linum tenue is the source of this 1449-nucleotide messenger RNA. The record is from the annotation of a GenBank genome assembly. Lineage: Eukaryota; Viridiplantae; Streptophyta; Magnoliopsida; Malpighiales; Linaceae.
AUGGCUGCCUUCACUCCUCUGCAGCAUCCAGGAACCGCGAUAACUUUCCACCACCAUUGCAAACCUUCUCCAUUCCCUUUCUAUGCCGUUGUACCCACACUUCCAUUUCCUACCCGUAACAAGUUCAGAUGGCUCUGCUCCUACGCUACACCCAAGCCGCGCAGCGCUCCUUCUUCUUCUUCUCCUUCUUCCAGGGUCUAUCGCCGGCAAAAGCCACGGAACCCAUCUUCAGACGAGCCUAAAUUCCUCAAAAGUGAAGAAAAGGCCAUCGACCCACCAAGCCCAAUCGCCCCAAUUGUCCCCAAAGAUGUUGAUUUGGUGAGCCUGUGCAAGGACGGUGAAGUUGAGGAAGCAAUAGACUACGUUGGUCAAGGUGUUCCCGCUGGUUACGAAGUGUUCGUCGCUCUAUUGGACGCAUGUCAGAGCUUGAAGUCGCUUGAUUUGUGUAAAAAGGUGCACGCUUUGCUGAGGCGAUCGCCGUUCUCUGGUGACACUGACCUGGGCAAUAAGCUGAUCCAGUUGUAUGGGGAGUGUGGCAGUGUCAGGGAUGCACGCGUGGUGUUCGAUAGAAUGCGCGAUAGAAAGGACAUGGGUUCUUGGCAUUUGCUGAUCAAUGCGUAUGCUGCUAACGGCCAGGGCGCCGAAGGGCUUGCGUUAGUUGAGGAAAUGAAGGCCUCCGGAUUGCAGCUCAACGAGGAUAGCUUCAGUGCUGUCUUCGCAGUAUGUGCAAGUGCCAUGGAUGUCAACCAAGGUUUGUUGCACCUUGAGUCCAUGAGGACUGAGUACGGUAUGGUUCCCGGUAUCAAGCAGUAUCUUGAAGUCAUCCACAUUUUCGGCGGGGCUGGUUAUUUGAAUGAGGCAGUUGAGUUUAUCGAAAGAAUGCCAACCGGACAAUCCAUGGUGGAAAUCUGGGAGACCAUCAAGAGUUAUGCUAGAGUUCAUGGCGAUUUAGAGCUGGAAGAUCACUUCGAGGAGUUGGUGCUCGAUAUUGAUCCAUCAAGAGCGAAGGAGAGCAGAGGAGUUGCUCUACUGCCACAGAGAAAGAAUCACUCUGCCAUAAACAUGGUAGAGGAGAAAAACAGGCUGGCUGAAUAUCGUUCUUCUGAUCCUUACAAGGAGGAUGGACAGGGGAAAGUGAAAGGCUUGAAUGGGCAGAUGAAGGAGGCUGGAUAUGUGCCUGAUACGAGAUACGUGCUUCAUGAUAUUGACGAGGAGGCAAAGGAGAGGGCACUGAUGUAUCACAGUGAGAGGUUGGCGAUUGCUUACGGUUUGAUCAGCACUCCAGCAAGGCAGACAUUGAGAAUCAUGAAGAAUCUUCGUAUCUGCGGGGACUGUCACAAUGCUAUCAAAAUAAUGUCCAGGAUAGUUGGGAGGGAGCUCAUUGUUAGAGACAACAAGCGGUUUCAUCAUUUCAGAGAUGGGAAAUGUUCUUGUGGGGAUUAUUGGUGA